This is a messenger RNA of Tetrapisispora phaffii CBS 4417, 1563 nucleotides long. Its product is annotated as Siz/PIAS RING finger protein. Gene Ontology annotation, molecular function: SUMO ligase activity; zinc ion binding. The transcript has a single exon. The record is from RefSeq and is a predicted model, not a curated record. Lineage: Eukaryota; Fungi; Ascomycota; Saccharomycetes; Saccharomycetales; Saccharomycetaceae. The coding region runs from base 1 to 1563 and encodes 520 amino acids. Gene Ontology annotation, biological process: protein sumoylation.
AUGAAUGAGAGUUUAGAUUUGAUUAGCUUAUCGUCGUCUAGCAACUCCCAGGAUGAAGAAGUGUCUAUUGCUAUCGUUACUCGAUUCAAUGAUAUAAAGUUAGAUGAAAAUGUAAGUACUGAUGACCAUUUGACAAAGAUUAAAUUUAAUGAUUCUCCAUUUUAUAAACAGUUAAGUGUCAUUCAAGAUUCGAUACUGUUAAUAAAUCCAUGUGGUGGAAAACUUAUAGAUUCUGUUAAAUUUACUAUCGGAAAUUCCGAAUUGGAACUAUUAAAAAAUGAUGAAUCACAUAGAUUAUGUUUAUAUUGUGGUGAAUUGGAUUCUAAUGAUCCACAAGUAGAUCAAUCAAUUGAAUUAAAAUUUCCAACUCCAUUAAAGUUAACAGUUAAUAAUAAUUUAAUAACUGAAAAUCUGGUAGGUUUAAAGAAAAGGAAAGGAACAAUUCAUCCCGUGGAUAUAACACAAUCUAUUCAAAAUGGCUAUUCUAAAGACAUUACUGUGUCGUUCGACCACGGUAAGGUAAUAAAAAAAUAUGUAACAUAUUGUUCCAUUGUUAAAGUUUACUCAGUUAACCAAUUAUUGUCAAAAAUUUUAGAAGAAAAUGAACUGCUCCCUUUAUCAAGUAGCGUAGCAAAACUUAAAGAUGGGAACGUAGAUAUUAUCUCAUCUUCCUUUGUAAUAUCAUUAUUGUGUCCAAUAUCUUUUUCGAAACUGAAAUAUCCAGUAGUAUCCAAAUAUUGCAAUCAUAUAGAAUGUUUCGAUGUGUUCUGGUUUUUAACCUCACAGCAGCAAAUCCCAACUUGGGAAUGCCCCAUUUGCAAAGUUAAAUGCACUAUUGAAGAUUUAGUCAUAUCAGAAUUUUUAAUUGAAUUACUAGAGGAUUCAGAAGAGUCCACUGAAAAAAUAGCCGUGUCCUCAGAUGGUUCAUGGGAAGAGCUCCUUGCAGAAAGUCAGUCAGAUGAUAGUUUUAGUGACGGGGAUAAUUCUAUCAUUAUUGUCAAUGCCAUUGACUCAAAACAAUCCAAAAACAGAGAACAGAUAAGUGACGAUAACAGUCAAUUAGUUGUAAUAUCUGCACCAGAUAAUGGAAGUGAAAACAUAUCUAUGGUAGAAGAAAUUCAACAAGUGGAUGAUGAUUCGUACGAUAUGGACAACAGCAUAUUCCUAUCAUUAGAUGACGAUGCUACACGAGACUCGGUUGUUUUGAAUCCAAUCAUUAAAUCAACUAAAAUCGUAAGUUCAGAACCGCUUAUCAACAACUCUCAUCAAAAAUUAAAGAAAAUACGUAAUAUAUUAGGAACUCCACCAUUGAAAAAUGAAACACAAUUUUCAAAUUUUGAAGAAAUUAAUAAUGAUUCUUUAAUUCAAACAUCUGAAAGCUUUGGAUCUUUUGAAUUUUCUACCGAAAGCUUUACAAAUGAAGAUGAUCACGCCAUAGAAAAAGUUGUGAAUACAGCUGACAAUGUUCAAGACACUAUUAUUACAAAACGAACGCCCCAGUUGGGACUCAGAUUACAAAGAGAUCGUGGAUCUGUAUCAUUAAAUGCAUAUAUACAAGAAUAA